Gregarina niphandrodes is the source of this 267-nucleotide messenger RNA. RefSeq lists its product as hypothetical. The record is from RefSeq and is a predicted model, not a curated record. The annotation marks the transcript as partial. The transcript has a single exon. Lineage: Eukaryota; Apicomplexa; Conoidasida; Eugregarinorida; Gregarinidae.
AUGGAUGUACACAAGGAAGCACGCAAUAUCAUUAUUGAGGCGAAUAAGAGUGGCAACAUGGACGUAGUUAGGGUCCAAGCCAUCCCACCAAAGGUUUGGGGAGAGGUAUGUACGACCCUAGACUGUCAACGACUGCUACAAUAUAACAGAGUACUGCUAACGACGUCAUUUAUAAAGGAGCUAGAGAUGGUGAUCGCGGCUAAGGAGAAGGCUGAACAGCCAGCCUUUACGCAUCGCAAAAUUCAGGAAGCGGUACCAGUACAGCCC